This is a messenger RNA of Aspergillus niger, 1506 nucleotides long. RefSeq lists its product as uncharacterized. NCBI's taxonomy places the organism in Eukaryota, Fungi, Ascomycota, Eurotiomycetes, Eurotiales, Aspergillaceae. The transcript is spliced from 4 exons. The record is from RefSeq and is a predicted model, not a curated record. Bases 1 to 1506 code for a protein of 501 amino acids.
AUGGGUCUCUUCAAGCGCAAAGACUCCAAGAACUCGAUUCAGAGCGAGAAGGAGGAUUUCGACUCGACUGUAACCGUUAACAGUGCUCGUACUUCAAAUGCAUCAUUGAGAUCGCCCGGUUACAAGGGGAGUGGGCUGCCUGCCUCCAUUCCAGAACUACCGAUUGCCAAACCACCUGAUCCGGCCCUCGAUCCAGCGGCCUACCUGCGGAGUAUCCAUGCUGUCCGCGAACGCUGCAGCCUUGUUUUGAACAAGGCCAAGAGGAACAGGCUCAACCACUUUGAUGUGGAUAUGGGCAAAUUCAUGGCUACUGCAUCCUAUAUUGUCUCCAUUAUCAAGAGAGAUUAUGGCCCGGACUACGACUCCAUUCCUCCUCAUGGCCGUUGGCAGCACUUCGACGUGGGUGGACGACCUCGUGUUAACCAAUUGCUUCAGUCUUGGCCCAGUACCAUCGAUGCGCAAGAACGUACUCGGCGAUUGAUCGACCUUUUCGUUGUUUCCGUCCUUCUCGAUGCUGGUGCAGGUACCAGAUGGUCAUACAAGUCGAAGGAGUCCGGCAAGAUCUUUUCGCGGAGCGAGGGUCUGGCCGUGGCAACCUUGGAAAUGUUCAAGAGCGGUUUGUUCAGCAGCGAUCCGACAGAGCCUUGUCAAGUGGAUGGGGCAGGCCUGAAGAAGAUUACGGUGGAAGUACUGGCGAAGGGAAUGCAGCACUCCGAGACCAACCCCUUGGCGGGAAUUGAAGGCCGAGCUGGUCUUCUGAUCCGCCUCUCCGAGGCCUUGAACAACCAGGAUUUCUUUGGGGUAGACGCUAGGCCAGGCAACAUGCUCGAUUACCUCCUUUCUCACCCGUCUACCCUUGCUUCAUCGGUUCCAAUUGUGCCCAUCACCACGCUAUGGAGUGUUCUUAUGGAUGGCUUGUCUCCCAUCUGGCCGCCAUCCCGAACACAGAUUGAUGGGCUUUCUAUUGGAGACGCUUGGCCGUGCUCCGAUCUCCCUAAGUCCCCCCCGGCAAAACCCUGGGAGAGCAUCGUCCCAUUCCACAAGCUUACGCAGUGGCUGUGCUACUCUAUCAUGGUUCCCAUGUCCAAACUCAUGAAGAUCCAUUUCGCCGGCAGUGAACUGCUCACGGGUCUACCUGAAUACCGGAACGGUGGUCUGCUGAUUGACAUGGGGCUGUUGACUUUGAAGGAGCAAGAUCUGGAGCGGGGUAUUGCCGCAUACAAGGAGAAUGCGCAGAUCAAGGGCCAACCCAACGUGGAAGUUGUGCCUCUCUUCUCCACGGAUGACGACGUUGUCGUUGAAUGGCGGGCUGUUACCGUUGGGUUCCUGGACGAGCUACUGGAUGAAGUGAACGGUCAGCUUGGACUGACGGGCGACGACCAAUUGACCCUCGCACAGAUGCUUGAGGCUGGAUCUUGGAAGGGUGGCCGCGAGAUUGCCGAAGUGUCGAGACCCAACACGAAAGAACCUCCGAUCAUGAUCCGUUCCGAUGGCACUGUUUUCUAA